Molecule: messenger RNA, 2396 nt
Organism: Schistosoma bovis
Lineage: Eukaryota; Metazoa; Platyhelminthes; Trematoda; Strigeidida; Schistosomatidae
Source: the annotation of a GenBank genome assembly
AUUCGCUGCCGGCCGAGCUAGUCCCAGCGACUUCCCAGGAGUCCUUUAAGAGGCGACUCGAUUUAUUCUAAUGGUCUAAGGAUAGUAUCAUACUAUGAUUUAUUAAUUUCCGUUUCCUCUUUUAUCGUUAACAAAUCCAUCUUCUUGCCUGGAGAUUAAGUGUAUAAACUUACGUAUUUUAUGGUGGUUUAUGGACACUAGUUUCAUUUCUGAAACUAAUUUUGCAAAGCAGCAGAGCAUUUUCUGUUACAAAUGUUUUCUGUGUCACGAGGGUUUCAAGUUGUUGAUGUGAUGUAUAAUCCAUAUUCCUUUCUCUCCUGGAAUUGAUAUAUGCAUUUGUAUAACCUUUCACAUACGUGUUUCCGUAGAUUUCAAAAGCGUAGUGGCUCACCGUUAUUUUAUUAGUUGGUCGACUAUUAGUUGCUGAUUUCCUUUUUCCCGAAGAACAAAGUGCUGAAAUUAUAGUGGAUAAUAGUUACCGUUGCUUUCGUGUAAGACAAUGUGGUAUCACACAGUUGUGGGUUAUACAGAAAGAUUCACCUACGAAGUCUUUGUGCCUAGUGGUGAUGAGUCACCAGUGCCAACAGUUUGCGACCUUGGCACAUGAAAAUAAACAGCCGAAGUAAUGUACUAUGUAUUUGUGAGGCACUAUGUUUACUACUAGACAGAUAAUGAAUUUCUUUCCUAAGGACUUCAGAAAAUUUGCUUAGACUAUUCAAUUCAAGUGAACAAUACUCAAGAGUCAGGAGUAAAUUAAAACAUAUGAUCUGAUGAUUUGAAACAUUUUUUCAACUGUGCUUUGGUGUAUGCUACUUAUGCUGAUGGGUAGAAUUAGUAUGUAGCAGCAAUCGAAAGUGGAGUGCCUGAUUGGCAGCAGAUUGAAAUAAAAAGAACAGGAGAGGAAACAGAGGAAUUGUAAUAAAAACAAUUGGUAGAAUCGUGAAGUAUGUGAAGGAUAAAUGAAGGAAGAUUUGCGGAUAAUGUACUUAUUGUAUGAUUUUCAUGUUUUAUGAACGCAUUCUGUAGUUUUGCACUGAAUAAAAAAUAGGUUUUCCCCACUUGAGUUCUCGUUUACCACGAUACCAUCCCUGUCUUAUAUGGAAUAAUAAUUGUAGCUCACUUUCCCACUUUUAGUGUUCGAUAUUCAUACUUCUCCCAAGUGUUUUGUUUUCUACAAAGAAGGGUAAGAAAACCCUUAAACCUCUGAUUAGCCAUUUGUUAUUUUUGACUUUUAAGAUAUCUCAGCACAAGAUUUAGGAACUGUUUGUUCAGCCAUAUAGACUCUGUGUUAUGAGAUUUCUCAAAAAAUAAUACUUAAGAGGGAUGUAUAAUCUUCCUAUGAAAGGCUGAUUUAUUUGAAAUGAAAACUGAGGAAAAUACGUCAUACAAUUUACAUGAAUAAUCUUUUUACGCUCUUCAUAUAUAUUUGUAUGACGACGUACUCAAAAUCAUAAGGGUAACUCAACUGGAAAUAUUAGUGCCGUUUUGGCAGCCAUUAGCAACCAUAAUAGGGUAUUGUACACUUUAUUCCUAUCUGUAACUUGUUUUUAGGAUAUGAUUGGUUGUUUUGGAUAAUGUCUGAUGUGUUCAGGGAUGAAUUCAACGCGGAUACAAGUAAUAUCUAUUUAAAAACCACUGCUCUCAUACAACAUAUAUUAUCUGCUACACAUGAAGAAGAGCAGGAGUUAAAAUUAUCAGGUGAUCGGGCAGCUCAACUACGAGAAGUCAAUAACAAGUUACGUGAACGCGUUACGAACGAUGAGAAGCAGGUGGAUUGUAUGAUAUCUAGAUUACAGACCGUGAAGCGGACAAUCGAAGAGUUACGUGCUUCUAUUGAGAAAUCUAAAUCAAUUAAAAUCGCUUAUUUGAAACAAAUUGAAUCUGAAAAUCCUCCUGAAGAUUCAUUUUUCCCAUGUGAAUUCGAAAAUUCUACACUGAUGCAAGUUUAUAAAAUGAUCCAACCAUUCGAACGCCUACUUGGAAUUCAAAUACAGAAAACGCACUCUGGGCUACUACAGUUGCUAUUUCAUGGUUGUUCAGAAGCGCUGGUUAGUAGUGAUGAAGUAAUUGUAUGCUGUUGUCAACUUCGUAUAGUAAAUACUAAUCGCUUUGAAGUCGUGUUGUGUGAUCCACCCGUACCGGAUCUAGAAAGGCUUGUAAACCACCUGAAUUGGACUGAAGAUAUACGGAGUUUUAUUAUUGUAUUAAGACAACGUUUUUGUCGUUACUUUGAAUUAGCUGCAGCAGUUUCGAAUAAAUUAAGCUCUGAAUGACUAAUGUGUUAAUGAGCAUUCUGACAGUGUACUCUGAUGAACCUUUGCUAUGCAUGAAUUUGUCAUAAUUUAUGUUCAUCUUGCGCUUAUAUCUUAUAAAAAGUAUAUAUAUAUAUAUAAUCU